Drosophila willistoni is the source of this 958-nucleotide messenger RNA. RefSeq lists its product as uncharacterized. Gene Ontology annotation, cellular component: nucleolus. Gene Ontology annotation, molecular function: DNA binding. Lineage: Eukaryota; Metazoa; Arthropoda; Insecta; Diptera; Drosophilidae. The transcript has a single exon. The coding region runs from base 70 to 897 and encodes 275 amino acids. Gene Ontology annotation, biological process: negative regulation of transcription by RNA polymerase II; rRNA processing. The record is from RefSeq and is a predicted model, not a curated record.
ACUAGAAAUGCCCACGUGCGUUUAUGUUUGAAUUUGUUUAAUUUUUGUAUUGACAGCCGGUUCGACAGAAUGGUCUUCUUCACCUGUAAUAUCUGCGGCGAGAGUGUAAAGAAGCCCGCUGUGGAGAAGCACUACCAGCAAAAAUGCCGUGGCAAUCAAAAAAAUGUCUCCUGCAUGGACUGCCUCAAGGAUUUCUAUGGUGAAGACUAUGUGGCCCACACCAAAUGCAUCUCGGAGGCUCAGAAGUAUGCCAACCAAAAUUCCAACUUUGUGGCCAAAGAACCGCGUAACAAAAAUGCUCAAAAGCAAGAAGGCUGGAUGGACAUCAUUCGUGCCAUAUUGGACAGCACGGAUUACCAGUUGACCCCACCGAUCCGUAACGCCUUUCAACGUCUGCAAUCCGUCGAUAAUGUGCCCCGCAAAAAGGCCAAAUUUGAGAACUUUGUAAGCAAUUGCAUCCACAUGCCCCGGGCACAGGCUAGCCAGGUGUGGGACAUUCUCGAAAAGGAGCUAAAUAAAAUGAAAGCAGCCAAACAGCAAGAACUGGCCAAAUUGAAGGAGCAAAAAGAAUCCCAGAAGCAGCAGCAAGAAGUAGAGAAAGAGGAACAGCCGCCCAGCAAAAAGGCCAAAAUUGAGAAUGGCCACGACAUUGAGGAAUCUACAGAAGCCAGCGAAUUCGAUUGGGCUGCCCAAUUAACUAAACUUGUGGGCAAGCAAUCAGACGGCAGUAUAUUCCAAGAGAAACUGAAAAAGAAGCUACUCAAAAAGUAUCUCAAACACCUGACCCUCUUGGAGCUAAGCGAGAAGCAAGCAAAGAAGUUCGAUAAGAAAUUCGACAAACAUUUGAAAAAAUGUGAAACACUAAAACUUGAAGGGGAUCUUGUUAAGCACUUGUAGUUUAAUUAACUUUUAUAUAUAUGUAUGUAGGAAAUAAAUCAUAUAUAAUUUAUAUAUAUAU